AUGCAAACCGAGUUUUUGGCGGGAACUACAAGAAAGCUGUCCUACUCUGCCGUUCGACAUUCUCAAAGUCAACAACCACUUUUAUUACGAACUUCUCUUGUCUGUCAGGUGCUCACGACAUACAUUCGAGAAACAGCAGCUCGUUAUGCUCCUGACCUGAGUGACGACAUGGGGGUGCAAAAAAGAGCGGCUGUCGUCAUUCUGCCGACGGAAGCGCUUCCACAAGGCGAGCUGCAGAAGCCGGGCGUGGAACAAACCCUGGCACUAACGCCGAUCGAAUUCCCCGAAAAUGCUAAGGCCUCCUCCGUCGUGCCUUUGUACAUUCUGCGCAAGGAGGAGAAGACGGUGGUAUUAGUAGAGCUUGUGCGUUUCAAGUCGCCCUUCGCGUCAUGGUUUUUCGUCCCCGAGGCCGAAGAGCUCGUGCCUGACGUGUGCAGCAACGGAGACGUGACUAUGGUGACGCGUGUGGACCCUCUCUUCUGUGCGUUGGUUCUCAUGGACUCGUUGAGAGAAGUCGGGGACAAACAGGUGUUUCAGCCCCUGGAUGCGUUGUGCGUUACUGCUGAUGGGACAAAUUUAACGGGACUUUGCGACACUAGGCAGUUCGAAAUGCUUUGUGAUGUGAAAGAAGCCGGUGGUGAGAGUUUUUACAAACUCAAUGACGAAAAGGCAAUGUCGUGGCUGCAGGCGAAACAUGGGGCUCUGGUAAGGGAGUCGAAGAUGAAGUCAGCGGAUGCGGUUGGCAUCAUAUCGCAAUACGUAACGGCACAUUGGGGAAAGCAACUGAGAAAGCAACUGCUCGCAGAGGUUGAGAAUGUAGACUCUGAGGCUCACAAAGCGGCCAAGAAUUCGCAUAGCCUUGCUCUCGCAACCAUGAUGGAAGACGCAGUGGAGACGAACCAAGCCAUUCUCGCUGAAGAAAGAGACAGGAAAAAGGGCUCUGAUAAGUGGUCCGUCAAGAAACCGGUUGCCAAAUCGAAGGCGGCGAAAAAGAAGAAGGAGAAAGCACCAGAGGCCAGCUUCUGGACGGCAAGAGAGAAGUCUUUGGCCAAGAAACGUAACCUGAAACGAAAAAAGACGUCUCCGAAAUGA
Messenger RNA from Chondrus crispus (carragheen), 1092 nucleotides. RefSeq lists its product as hypothetical. Bases 1 to 1092 code for a protein of 363 amino acids. Gene Ontology annotation, cellular component: nucleoplasm; ribonuclease H2 complex. Gene Ontology annotation, biological process: RNA catabolic process; ribonucleotide metabolic process. NCBI's taxonomy places the organism in Eukaryota, Rhodophyta, Florideophyceae, Gigartinales, Gigartinaceae. The record is from RefSeq and is a predicted model, not a curated record. The transcript has a single exon.